Molecule: messenger RNA, 1940 nt
Organism: Xiphophorus maculatus (southern platyfish)
Lineage: Eukaryota; Metazoa; Chordata; Actinopteri; Cyprinodontiformes; Poeciliidae
Product: paired box protein Pax-2a-like
Exons: 10
Coding region: 524-1699 (391 amino acids)
Biological process (GO): regulation of transcription by RNA polymerase II; anatomical structure development
Molecular function (GO): RNA polymerase II cis-regulatory region sequence-specific DNA binding; DNA-binding transcription factor activity, RNA polymerase II-specific
Source: RefSeq, a predicted model, not a curated record
AGGGUUGCAGCUUUUAGAACCACAGACACAGAGUAGAGGCUUCAUUCCCAGCUCCAAAAAUCCAGCCUCACGCACCCUAUUGCGCCAAGAAAGCCAGAAGCCGGCGUGUAAGCCUUUCUUCGUCCGCGAAUCGAGCCCACCAGGACUGAGGACAUAUCGGGGGGCCCUGUACGGAGAGAUUCCUGCGAGAAAAAAAGAGAGAGAGAAAAAAAAAGGAACCGGGUUCGGUCGCUGGCAUGCUGUGAGAAUUACCUCCAGCUUUGAGAAGCGCUCCUUCCGUCAUGCAGUGCACCUGCAAGAAGACAUCCAGUUGACGGACCGGACUGCUGAAAAAAAAAGAGAGAGAGAGAGAAGAGGGGGAACUUUAAGGGGAAGAAGUUGCCAUCGGAUCGGGGCUGGAGGGGGGUCCAAAUUAUAAGUCCCUCCAUCGAUUAGAAUCACAUUUUUUCUCCACAAUUCCCCCCCUCGAUAGGAAGGCGAAACGGCGACUUCAGUUGAUUAUCUGUCUUUCCUUUGCUAUCCAAUGGAUAUCCACUGCAAAGCAGACCCCUUCACGGCGAUGCACCUAUCCCACGUAGGGCACGGAGGUGUGAACCAGCUCGGCGGGGUGUUCGUGAACGGCAGACCCCUCCCGGACGUGGUGAGGCAGCGGAUAGUGGAGCUGGCCCACCAGGGCGUCCGGCCCUGCGACAUCUCCAGACAGCUGCGGGUGAGCCACGGCUGCGUCAGCAAGAUCCUCGGCAGAUACUACGAGACUGGCAGUAUCAAGCCUGGAGUCAUUGGUGGGUCCAAACCCAAAGUGGCCACUCCGAAAGUAGUGGAAAAAAUAGCAGACUACAAGAGACAAAAUCCCACCAUGUUUGCCUGGGAGAUCAGAGACAGACUGCUGGCAGAGGGCAUCUGCGACAACGACACUGUUCCCAGCGUCUCAUCCAUUAAUAGGAUCAUCAGAACAAAGGUCCAGCAGCCUUUCCAUCCGUCUCCUGAUGGAUCAUCGCUUUCGACGCCCGGUCAUACAAUAGUACCAAACACAGUUUCCCCACCUGUAACCAGCGCCUCCAACGACCCUGCGGGAUCCUACUCCAUUAACGGGAUUUUGGGUAUUCCUCGAUCCAACGGAGAGAAGAGAAAAAGAGAUGACGAUGGUUCAGAUGGUUCUGGCCCAAACAGUGAUUCUCAGGGUAGCGUGGAGAGUUUACGGAAGCACCUAAGGGCAGACGCCUUCACCCAGCAGCAGCUGGAAGCUUUGGACCGGGUCUUUGAGCGCCCCUCGUACCCCGACGUCUUCCCCACCUCGGAUCAUGUCAAACCGGAACAGGCUAAUGAGUACUCACUCCCUGUCCUGAAUUCCAGCCUGGACGAAGUCAAGCCCAGUUUAUCCUCUAGCGCCAACCCAGACCUGGGCCCCAGUGUGUCGCAAAGCUACCCUGUAGGCCGGGAUAUGGCAAACACGACCUUACCCGGGUAUCCCCCUCACGUUCCCCCAACAGGCCAAGGCAGCUACCCAACCUCAACACUCGCUGGAAUGGUUCCUGGGAGUGAGUUUUCGGGGAACCCCUACAGUCAUCCACAGUACACAACCUACAACGAAGCCUGGCGAUUCAGCAAUCCAGCAUUACUAAGUUCCCCUUAUUAUUAUAGUGCCGCAUCGAGAGGCUCCGCCCCUCCCACUGCUGCCACUGCCUAUGACCGUCACUAGUUACCAUGGAAACCAAAUCAACCUGCAGGACCACGGCCUCAGUCUCCAUAUUGCCCAGGUGUGAAGAACACGGUCCACCGGACACUGAGCAAAAAGUGCAUAAAUUGUCCCCGACUAACAAAAAAUAAUAAUAAAAAACAGACAAAAAUAGAGGAGAAUAUUCAUGGAUUCAACACAACCGCCAUCUUCUCUCAUUACAGCUUUUUUUUAAUUUUAUUUUUUUUUUUUUUGGACACCCAAA